Lycium barbarum (goji berry) is the source of this 846-nucleotide messenger RNA. RefSeq lists its product as uncharacterized. The record is from RefSeq and is a predicted model, not a curated record. NCBI's taxonomy places the organism in Eukaryota, Viridiplantae, Streptophyta, Magnoliopsida, Solanales, Solanaceae. Gene Ontology annotation, molecular function: RNA-DNA hybrid ribonuclease activity; nucleic acid binding. Bases 1 to 846 code for a protein of 281 amino acids. The transcript has 2 exons.
AUGGCACCAAAAGAUGAAGAGCUUACAACAUUUCGUACACCUAAGGGUAUUUAUUAUUACAAAGUGAUGCCUUUCAGUUUGAAAAAUACUGGUGCCACAUAUCAAAGGGCUAUGAAGAAUAUCUUUGAUGAUUUGCUCCACAAAAAUGUUGAAUGCUAUGUGGAUGACUUGGUGUCUUCUCGAUUCAAAAGUUUGAAGCACUACUUUCAAGCUCAUAGUGUUAACCUUAUUUCCAGAGCAAAUCCCACCAAGUUUGUGAUGUCAAAACCAGUCCUCAGUGAUCGACUAGCAAGGUGGUACCUCCAGUUUCAACAAUUUGAGAUUACAUACAUUCCUCAAAAGGCUGUAAAAGGACAGGCAUUGGCGGAUUUCUUAGCGGAUCACCCGAUACCUGAUGAUUGGGAACUAACUGAUGAACUUUUCGACGAAGAUGCAAUGGUCGUUAAAAUUCAACCUCCGUGGAAAAUGUACUUUGAUGGUGCUGCACAACGUGAUGGGGCUGGUGUUGGUGUGGUGUUUGUUACUCCGCAAGGAGAAGUUCUACCGUACUCCUUUACUUUGACACAAUGUUGCUCCAACAAUGUCGCUGAAUAUCAGGCACUAAUACUUGGACUUAAAAUGGUCGUUGACAUGAAGCAGUUGCAGUUGCAAGUCUUUGGUGACUCUCAGUUGGUGAUCAAUCAAAUCUUGGGAAGCUAUGAAGUCAAGAAACCCGAAUUACUCCCGUAUUAUGGUUAUGCUCAGAAGUUGAUAGGAUGGCUUGGUGACGUGACUCUUCAGGAUGUUCCUAGGAGGGAAAAUAAGAAAGUCGAUGCUUUAGCUUCAGCGCUCACUCUGCCAGAUUAA